CUGUUUGUGAUUCUAGCUAGCUUUCUAUGGACAGCAACCCCGUGCGCGAGGCGAGCGCAGCAAGCAACGGCGAGAGCUGGGCAGCAGCUGGACCGCCGGCGAUGCAUGGUGAGGAGAAGAUGGGGAAGGUGAAGAAGGGAUGGCUGGCGGUGCGGGUCGACGAGGAUCAACGGCGGUUCGUGAUCCCCAUCGUCUACCUCUACCACCCGCUCUUCCGCCGGCUGCUGGAGGCGGCGAGGGACACGUACGGCUACCACUCGUCCGGUCCCCUCCAGCUGCCCUGCUCCGUCGACGAUUUCCUCCGUCUGCGCGCCCUCGUCGAGCGGGACACGCACUCGUCGUCGUCCUCCAGCCACCGCGUGCACGCCGGGCACUUGGCCCCUUGCACCCGCGCUAAAGUCACGUCGUGAUCUAUCAGGCGAGCUCGACUUUGGCGCGCAUGGCGACUGCGAGCACCGGAGGAGCGCGCAUGCCCUCACCUAGAUACUGCUUGUGGAGAGGAGAGGCUGGUAGGUGAUUAGUCGGGACUCUCGGGAUACUGUUUAUGAUUUUGGGCUUAUUUUUCUUCUGAAUUUUGCACAGUCGUGUGUACGAUUAACAACAGACAGAUAGAUGUAUAAUUAACAGUUGGAUUCACAGUCGCCA
Molecule: messenger RNA, 645 nt
Organism: Lolium rigidum
Lineage: Eukaryota; Viridiplantae; Streptophyta; Magnoliopsida; Poales; Poaceae
Product: auxin-induced protein 15A-like
Exons: 1
Coding region: 27-410 (127 amino acids)
Biological process (GO): response to auxin
Source: RefSeq, a predicted model, not a curated record